GUGUGAAGCUGCGGCGUGCAGACAGAUCAGGGAGAGAUCAUCUGAGUUUCAUCGUAUAUUGUAAUUCCUGUCGUCACUAUGAAUGCUCUGUCACUUGCACCUUCGUGGUGUCUGCUUGUCUUCUCCCUGCUACCCCCAGCCCAAGCAAGCGAGGGCAGGAAAAAAUUGCAGAUUGGUGUGAAAAAAAGAGUGGAAAACUGCCCCAUGAAAUCUCGGAAAGGAGACACUUUGCAUAUGCAUUAUACAGGGAAGCUUGAAGAUGGCACAGAGUUUGAUAGCAGCAUCCCCGGGAAUCAGCUGUUCACCUUUACACUGGGCACUGGGCAGGUUAUCAAGGGAUGGGACCAGGGGCUUCUUGGAAUUUGUGAAGGAGAGAAGAGGAAGCUGGUAAUUCCUUCUGAACUUGGAUAUGGAGACAGAGGAGCGCCUCCCAAAAUACCAGUUGGAGCUACACUGAUCUUUGAAGUGGAAUUAUUGGAGAUCGACAGACGAUCGGAUUUAUAAAGAUGGGUGGAGGGCCGUCUCAUUCCUUUGUCUGGGGCACAGUAUUUGUGUUGGGGACAGCCUGUCACUGUACUGAACAAACACAGACACAAAAA
This is a messenger RNA of Pelobates fuscus (common spadefoot toad), 599 nucleotides long. RefSeq names its product peptidyl-prolyl cis-trans isomerase FKBP2-like. NCBI's taxonomy places the organism in Eukaryota, Metazoa, Chordata, Amphibia, Anura, Pelobatidae. Gene Ontology annotation, biological process: protein peptidyl-prolyl isomerization. The transcript has a single exon. Gene Ontology annotation, cellular component: endoplasmic reticulum. The record is from RefSeq and is a predicted model, not a curated record. The coding region runs from base 79 to 504 and encodes 141 amino acids. Gene Ontology annotation, molecular function: peptidyl-prolyl cis-trans isomerase activity.